AUGAGCCUGUGGUACCUAGGGUGUGCAACACUCCUGGUACACUGGACAGUGUUUUACGACGACUUCAUUAUCGUCAACGAAGCUGCAUCUACGAAACAUUGCGAACUAGUCCUACGCAACCUCUGGAGCCUUCUUGGGUGGUCAGUUGCACAAGACAAAGAGACUGAGUUUAAUUACUUUGCGCGGGCUUUGGGAAUCAAGAUCUGUUUCCACUCCGAGAGACUCUUUGUCGUGGAGAACACCCCAGAGAGGAAAGCUGAGCUGGAGGAGACCAUUUCGAGUCUUCUUGCACUUGACUGGGUUGACCAGCAUGCGUUAGCUUCCUUGCGUGGCAGGUUGCAGUUCGUGGAAGGUCAAAUCCACGGAAGGCGCAGCCAUAGGCACAUGCAACUUCUCUCGCGUCGCGCCGAGUUCAUUGGUGGCUCGGCCAUGGACGAUGAUCUUCGCAAUGCUCUGGGGUUCUGGGAAAACAGUAGCCCGAUUUACUUCUUGGAAG
Messenger RNA from Symbiodinium necroappetens, 496 nucleotides. The record is from the annotation of a GenBank genome assembly. NCBI's taxonomy places the organism in Eukaryota, Dinophyceae, Suessiales, Symbiodiniaceae.